UGCAACGAUAAAAAGAAAUUUAUAGUCAGCGGAGAGAGAGAAGAAGGUUCCUUGCUCAUUGGUUAAUCUCCACCUCUUGUCCAUUAACAAAAGGCCAACAAAUUAAAAAGAAAGAAAUCCAAAAAAGUCAUUCCCUCCUCUCCUUCAUUCCUCUCUCGGGGCCUUCUUUGGCAAAGAAAAUGGAUUCUUAUCAUCAUCUCUCUCCUCUCUCACUCCUCCAUCGGAUCAAAGAUUCCUUCCAUUCAGCCGUUUCCGCCAUCCUCGCCAACCUCUUCUCCGCCCUCUUCACCUUCUUCUUCGCUCUAGUGGGGAGUUUGCUAGGAGCCUUGACAGGGGCUUUGAUCGGCCAAGAAACAGAAACCGGUUUCAUGAGAGGAGCAGUCGUUGGUGCUAUUUCUGGUGCUGUCUUCUCCAUCGAUGUCCUUGAGUCUUCCCUCCUCCUCUGGCAAUCCGAUGAAUCUGGUAUUGCUUGCCUUCUCUACUUGAUUGACGUCAUUGCUAGCCUUUUGAGCGGGAGGCUUGUUCGCGAGCGUAUUGGUCCUGCAAUGCUUAGUGCUGUCCAGAGUCAGAUGGGAGCUAUGGAGUCACAAUUCCAAGACCAAGAUGAUAUCUUCGGCACUGCCGUUUCAAAGGGUCUCACAGGGGAUUCUCUCGACAUGAUCCCAAAGGUUCUAAUUACAGACAACACCUCAGGGGAGGAUAUGGUCUCUUGCUCUGUAUGCCUUCAGGACUUUCAGGUGGGAGAGACUGUUAGAAGUUUGCCGCAUUGCCAUCAUAUGUUCCAUCUACCUUGCAUCGACAAGUGGCUUCGCGGGCACGCUUCUUGUCCCUUGUGCAGAAGACAUCUUUGAAUUCAAACCCCUCUCAUCUUCUUUGUAAAUGAGGUAUAUAAAACCCAUACACACACUACUAGUUGGUGUUACUUAAUUAUUUAGGUUACACAUCAACCAUUGUCACUUGACUCAUCUCUUAGAGAUCCUGAUUUUCUUUUUUUAUGUAAUAUUCAUUCUUGGCUUUGGCUUGAUAUUCCAUUUAUAGAAGAAAUUUUUGGGAA
Brassica napus (rape) is the source of this 1054-nucleotide messenger RNA. Its product is annotated as NEP1-interacting protein-like 1. Lineage: Eukaryota; Viridiplantae; Streptophyta; Magnoliopsida; Brassicales; Brassicaceae. The transcript is spliced from 5 exons. The record is from RefSeq and is a predicted model, not a curated record. The coding region runs from base 180 to 851 and encodes 223 amino acids.